GACAGAGGAAGCGUCCUGAUCCACUCAGACCAGCACCCAGUCUCCUGUGUGCCGGAGCCGGCGGAGGUGACGAUGCUCCUGAGCAGCUUGUGCCUGGCCCUUCUCCUCCCGGCGCUGGCGGAGGCUCAGUAUGAGAAGUACAGCUUCAGAAGUUUCCCCCAGAAGGACAUCAUGCCGCUGGACUCCGCGUACGGCUACGCGAUGGAGCAGUACGGGCAGCAGAAGUGGGGGGAGAGCAUCAAGUUCCUGGAGCUCAGCCUGCGGCUCCACCGGCUGCUGCGGGACAGCGAGGCGUUCUGCAGCCGCAACUGCAGCUCGGUGAGCCGGGACCCCCGGGACCACGACCCCCUGUUCGCCGACAGCAGCCUGCGCGUCGUGCGCCACAUCCUCCUGAGGGCUGCGUGCCUGAAGCAGUGCAAGGCGGGGUUCCCAGUGUUUAACCUCGCGUAUCCACGAAGGGAUUUAUUGGAAACGUUCGACCAGAGGGUGCCGUAUCGGUACAUACAGUACUCGUACUACCAGCUCAAUAACAUGAAGAAGGCUGUGGCGGCCGCCCACACCUUCCUGAAGAAGAACCCCAAUGACCCCUACCUUGUCAAGAACAUGAACUACUACAAAACGCUGAUGGACGUGGACGAAUAUCUCAUCGACCACGAGGAGCAGCCGUACGAGAGCGUUUUCCUGAAGAGCGUGGAGCUCUACAACAGCGGAGAUUUCAGCAGCAGCGCCCAAAACAUGGAGCUGGCCAUCAAGCAGUACUUUGAAGUAUACAGCCUCUGCUUAGCGGGCUGCGAGGGCUCGUAUGAGAUCUUGGAGUUCAAGGACUUCUACCCAACUCUGGCAGAUCUCUACACUGAUGUGCUGAAGUGUAAGGUGAAAUGUGAGGCGCACCUGAUGCCCUACGUCGGAGGAUUCCUUGUGGAGAAGUUUGUGGCCACAAUGUAUCACUACCUCCAGUUUUCUUAUUAUAAAUUGAACGACGCAAAGAACGCGGCUCCGUGUGCAGCCAGUUACAUCCUGUUUGACCCCAACGACCAGGUGAUGCAGCAGAAUGUGGAGUAUUAUCACUUCUACCAGGAGCAGUGGGGCCUCAAGGAUCAGGACUUCCAGCCUCGGCCUGAGGCCCAGAGGUAUUUUAACCAGACGACCAAACAGAAGGAGAUGCUGGAGUUUGCACUGAACUACCUCCAAACAGACGACGAGGACGUGGUGAGUCCAGAAGAAACGGGCGCCGCCCACUCGGAGAACCCCGAUGCUGAGUUUGACGGGAUGGGAGACUAUGAGGAGUCCUUCCUGGCCGAAUGGUGGCAGGAGCCCAAAACAAAGUCGGACGCGGGAGAGGUCGUGGACUGACAUCUGACCUCGUGCGGCAGAGCAGCGGCUCCCUCGUCCAGCUCUGUCCCACCUGUCCUGACAACAUACCAAAGAACGUCGACCCCCCCCCCAGACGGGUCGACACUCCUGUCAGUGUUUUAGCAGAAAAACCUCAACUCUCUCUCUCUCUCUCUCUCUCUCUCUCUCUCUCUCUCUCUCUCACAAACACACUCAGCUGUUCUCUCUGAGGACGGAUUUAUCCAUCAUGUUGAUCAAGUUCAGAGAUUGACAUAUUCUGUCGUGGCUGUCAUCAGCCUUUUUUUAAAGACUGUUAUUUUUCACAAGGAGUCACUGUCCUGUGUGUCAGCGACCUUUCUACAGUUUUUAUUUAAUGAAAGCUGAAUGCCUCAGUGUUCUGGUAUAAGGAAUCUGAUGUGUAGUUUUUCUUAUACCAAAAGGUUUCUUCAACAACCAACUGGGGCGUUGAUAUAAUAGUAAUUUGAAAUUAAAAUAAUAUUUUAAUAUA
Molecule: messenger RNA, 1840 nt
Organism: Limanda limanda (common dab)
Lineage: Eukaryota; Metazoa; Chordata; Actinopteri; Pleuronectiformes; Pleuronectidae
Gene: p3h4
Product: prolyl 3-hydroxylase family member 4 (inactive)
Exons: 7
Coding region: 73-1353 (426 amino acids)
Biological process (GO): collagen fibril organization; peptidyl-lysine hydroxylation
Cellular component (GO): endoplasmic reticulum
Molecular function (GO): protein binding; collagen binding
Source: RefSeq, a predicted model, not a curated record